Molecule: messenger RNA, 609 nt
Organism: Coffea eugenioides
Lineage: Eukaryota; Viridiplantae; Streptophyta; Magnoliopsida; Gentianales; Rubiaceae
Product: dirigent protein 23-like
Exons: 1
Coding region: 1-609 (202 amino acids)
Source: RefSeq, a predicted model, not a curated record
AUGGACACGAUAAGCAUGAAGAUGAAGACAACACAACUCAUUGCAAUUCUAUGGUGGGUCGUGGCGAUGAUGGCCCUGCCAAUAUUGGCUCAUGGCAGCAUUGAUCAAAGUCCUGCAGCAGUUAAAAAAUGGUUCAAAGAGCUUCGACAUGCAAAGGAGAAAUUGACAAAGCUUCACUUCUAUGUUCAUGACAGGGUAACUGCAGAGAGCCCCACAUCUGUACUAGUUGCUCAAGCCAACACUACUAGCAAAUCACCCACGAUGUUCGGGGCAACCUACGUCUUCGAUGACCCGAUGACACUGGGACCUGAGCCCAGUUCCAAGAUCAUCGGUCACGCCCAUGGCAUAACCAGUUCGGCUUCGAAAGAGGAAGAUGCUUCACAAAUUGGCAUCAUGAACUUGGUAUUCAACGAUGGCAAGUUCAAUGGUAGCGCCCUUAGCGUUCUAGGUGAUUAUCCCUUCUUCCAGAAGUACAAGGAGAUGCCAAUAGUAGGUGGUUCUGGGGCUUUUCGAUUGGCCCGUGGAAUAGUUACAGCAAUAAUCCAUACUUACAAUGAUACCACCCAGAAUGAAAUUAUCGACUUCCACGUCCUCGUUCUGCAUUAUUGA